GGCCCGAGGAGCGGUGAGACUUGAGAUUAGAGCUCAUUUAGACGAUGCAAGAACUCGUUUUCAUUACAUUGCGGUAUGUGAUCGGUCGGCUAAAUUGGAUAUAAGCUCAAUAGUCAGCAAUGUAUGCGAGUUGGCGCCGUAUAUAAGCCCUAAGAAUCCUAAGAUUAUCUAUUUACAUUUGUUAAAGCUACUAUCUCGUCUGGUUGACCCUCGCUGAUAGGUAGGUACAAUAUGAUGUGUCUGAAGUAAUGAUUCAAAGCUUCAGAGGAAAUAUUAGUGGUCAUAUUCCAUACGUUCUCGACAUUUUCCUCUCUGGUUUUGCUUUUUUUGAAAUUCUUGUUUUUAUAUGAACUAGGUUAUUCUGGUUUCCUCAAACAACGUUAUUAAAACGGCAAAAUAAAUGCGCCGUAAACAAACGCUUAGCAUACAAAAUAGGCAGCAAUAAACGCAAAAGUCAACACGGUUAGACACAGAUAAUUUCUUUCUCAUUCCGUUUCCAAAAUUUAAUUACGAUCGGUUAAGUUUUGGAGGAGGAAAAUGUUGAGAACGAUACCUCGAUUUCUGUGAGAUUUUUGGCCUAACUACUAAGCUGCGGUUGUCCUUGUCCCUAUCACACUAAUUUUGAGAGCCGCCCCGUCAGCGCUACGGAGAUAUUCACCAAAAAUUCUCAAAUCUGUGAAGGGGCUCAGCUGGUACUUAUUUCCUCUUAAGCACCUUCAGUGUACCGAAAAAGUUUGAGUUAGUGCUGAACAGGUAAAACUUACAUUCUCAAUGAGUCAUAUGUUUUUUUAGUUCACUGACAAUGAGCCAAUGUAAAAACAAAUAAUACAAUUAAAGUAAAUAUUCCGCAUUCCUAACAAAACGACAAACUAGAAUAACCUUCACCUUCAGUUAAUUUAAUUGCAUGUAAAUGAAUAUAAAUAUACAGAAUUCCAUCCAUCUUAUGAGAUAACAAUAAUAUAACCGGUACAUUCGAUAGACGUUAAUUUGUUUACUUUGCCGAUUCAUUGAGAGACUUCCAGACGAGUUGGAUGUAUGUUUCUCCCGUGGUCCUGUUUGGGUUUUAAAAAGUAAAAAGUUACGGCCAUUUUGAAAAAGUUCGCGCGUUUUGUUUGUGGUGCAAUUAUUUUUUUGAUGAGCUGAGCAAACGGAAGCGAAGAUGUGGUCUCGUGAGCAGCUCGCAGUGGAACUCUUCGACGCCGGCGCAGUCCGAUUGGGCGACAUCGAGGCCAAGCAGGGCCGGCGGACGCCCAUAUACUUCGAUCUGAGGGUCAUCGUGUCUCACCCCACGAUUAUGAUGGCGGUAGCGGUGCAUCUCCAAAAAUUAGCAGCCGAAAUAAAGCACGACAUCCUAUGCGGGGUGCCAUACGCCGCCCUCCCGAUCGCCGCCGUCAUGAGCGUCAACACCGGAACACCCAUGAUUAUGAAAAGAAAGGAAACCAAACUCUACGCCACCAAGAAAAUCCUCGAAGGGAUCUUCCAACCGAAACAAAAAUGUCUCGUUAUAGAGGACGUAGUGACAUCUGGCGGCAGUUUGCUAGAAACAGUAAGCACGCUACGCGACGAAGGCUUAUGCGUCACCGACGCCGUCGUAGUUCUCGACCGCGAACAAGGUGGCACUGCUGUGCUUAAAAGAAAUAGCGUCACUGCACACUCGCUUUUCACAAUGAGCGAAUUAGUUAAAAUUCUUAAAGACGCCGGGCGAUUAACAGAUGAAACUGUAGAAAUGGUUUCUGAUCAUAUAAAAGUAUGUCAGUUCGGUAUUGGCGAUAAUUUAGAAAUAACUGAGCGCGUUUAGGCCAACUAAUAAUUACAAUUAAAUUUCUGAUACGCGUACGACACGGCCGGUAGAAAACAGCACUUCUUCCAUACGUCUUCGUAUUGAUUUUAGUAUCCCCAUACCACCUAUAUGCACGCAGAUAUUCCUACGUGACAAUUUAUUAAAUAAAUAAUAUAUUUGUGAAUCAACACAGCCGACCUGUUUAGUUUUGGAGGCGGACGGCUUUACCAUAAUUGGGUGGGAGGAUGAAUAAGUUGGGUGAAUCACACCGAUGCGAUGAGUAGGUAGGUAUACGCGCCUAUUUCUAACUUAAAUAUAAUAUCUUCUAGACUUAAGGAUUUCAGAGUAAUACAUUUUUUAUAGCUUUAAUAUGAAAUCUAUCUAUCUAGCUAAAUAUAAAUACCUACACCUACCUACCUUUGUAGUUUUACAUGUAAAUUGCUUUAUUAUUAGUGCAAUAAAGUACUUACUUACCUACGUUGUUGAAAAUAUCACUGAACCAAGUUGAAAAUCUAAUUCCCAGCCUAGUCAGAACCUUGUAUGAGUUUUAUGCUUCCUUACAAAAUUAUAAGAGAGUCAAAGAAUAAAAAAGAUUGGGACUCCUUGACCUAGGUAAAUUUUUGUACAUACUUGCUCCAAGGAAUAGGUAGGUGGUAGUAAGUAGUAGGUAAUCAACUCAAAUGAUAUUGUAUCAAUCAAGCAUUAUCUAUAUGCCUACCCAAUUGAUUAGCCAAUGUAGUCUAUGUUUGCAUAUUUUUAUGAUAUAAAAACAAAAUGAACAAGAGCAAGCCACAUCGAUAUUGUUUUAAAAAUGCGAAUGACUAUACAAUCAUUUGGUUGUAUCACCGAAUUGGAGCCAGUAGUAGUAUCGAAAACGUUAAUUUAGGCAAAAACACGGUAUAAUGUAAGAUAAUGAAUAUUGAUGUAGUCCGUUUCUAAAGGUACCUAGAUAAUGAUUAACGGUUAAUUCUCAAUUAAGAAAGUGAGCUAUCAAUGCGAGCCGGCUAGCUAUUGUUCCAGUUACGUGAUACAUGGCCUGUCACAGUUCCGUUACUAGCCAAGGAAGUGUGGGAUCCGGUGCUACAUGCAAAUGCAUUCAAUAUGCAUACCAGACGGUCGGAGCAGUUUUACUUAGGUACCCCUAGAUUUUACUUGGCACAUUCUUUUAACUUUUAAAUAUAUAAUUAGGGAUUCAUAUUGGCUGGCGUGGCGCCAAAUAUCUUGGAAAUGUCAAGACAUCAAUAGUGCACUAGUGCUAGCACUUAUCUACAUGUAACAGGUAUCAUUCAUAUCAAGCGGAAGUAUAUCAGUUAUCAACAGCGAAGGAAAAAAACAAAUCGAUGGUUAUCAAGCUUGAGAAAUAUGAUUUUGUCCCUGCUAUAUGCUAUCUGUACAAUAGGGAAACUACAUGGUUAAUAUAAAAUUAUAUCUUUAAAUGAAGCGACUCAUAUAAUAUCGAUCGAACUUCGCUUCAAGAAGUUAGUUUGAUCAUCAAUUCAGCUAGUCAACAAAUUUGAAUUAAUCACUAAACCAUGAAAGGGUCUCUGAAUAUACAUUAUUGCAACUGUGACAUAAGAAAAAUAUAAAUAAGAAAUAAGGUUGUAGUCUUCGAUUUUGUUGACUGUUUGAAUCUACGAACGUAAGUUUUGAAUUUAAGAUUGUUGAAGACUUUCUGCUUUGCACCUAUCUAGUUCAAAUAAAACCAUAUAAAUAAA
This is a messenger RNA of Cydia pomonella (codling moth), 3495 nucleotides long. Its product is annotated as uridine 5'-monophosphate synthase-like. Lineage: Eukaryota; Metazoa; Arthropoda; Insecta; Lepidoptera; Tortricidae. The transcript has 3 exons. The record is from RefSeq and is a predicted model, not a curated record. Gene Ontology annotation, biological process: pyrimidine nucleobase biosynthetic process; UMP biosynthetic process. The coding region runs from base 1160 to 1798 and encodes 212 amino acids. Gene Ontology annotation, molecular function: orotate phosphoribosyltransferase activity; orotidine-5'-phosphate decarboxylase activity.